UCCUUUUUCCCCAAACCUUCACUCCUCUCUCUUAUAAGUAAACUCUUGGUAACCGGCUCUAACAACAAGAGCCUAUAAGCAUCAUUUACAGCAACAACCCGAAACUCUCAGUUGGAUCGAUCAGCAAAAAUAUGAAAGGAGGUUUGCUUGUGGACGAUGAAUUUAUUCACGGAGAAGAGAAGAACCUGACUGUUCGGAAAACUUCUCUCUUUUUCGCCGGAGAUGGUUUCACGGUUUACGACUGCAAGGGCUCUUUGGUCUUUCGGGUGGACUCUUACGGUGGUCCCAACAACCGAGACACCGAUGAGCUUGUCCUCAUGGACGCUCAUGGUCGCUGUCUCCUUACUCUCCGACGAAAGAGGCCGAGUUUGCGACGGAGAUGGGAGGGGUAUGUCGGGGAGAGAACAGAGGGUCAGAAGCCAAUCUUCGGGGUGAGGAGAUCCUCGAUAAUCGGGAGGAACAGCGUGACGGUGGAGGUUUACGCGGAGUACGAGUGCAGCGAGUACCUGAUCGAAGGGAAUUUCGGGCAGAGGAGUUGCACGGUGGUGGAGGCGGAGACGAGGCGGAAGGUGGCGGAGAUACGGAGAAAAGUAGAUGCGUCAACGAACGUGAUGCUCGGGAAAGACGUAUUCUCGUUGAACGUGAAGGCCGGGUUUGAUGGAGCCUUCGCGAUGGGAUUGGUCCUUGUGCUUGAUCAGAUCUACGGUGACGAUUACGUUGAGGUUGGUGAAGAACAGGUGCACCCUUCCGCAGUAGAUCUUUGAUUUCUUCGUCCCUCCCUUCCCUUCCGUGUGGAAAAUAUUACUAAUAAUUGCGAGUUUUUGUCGGCUUGAAAGGAACGAUUUGGACAAAUAUUUUUCUCUUCUGUCCCUUUUGAUGUGAUUUGACUUGAAGUACUCAAAAUUACAGCUGUUUAUUUCAACAAUAAAAAUAAAGUAGUGUUAACUUUUAA
Raphanus sativus (radish) is the source of this 952-nucleotide messenger RNA. Its product is annotated as protein LURP-one-related 5. The record is from RefSeq and is a predicted model, not a curated record. Lineage: Eukaryota; Viridiplantae; Streptophyta; Magnoliopsida; Brassicales; Brassicaceae. Bases 132 to 764 code for a protein of 210 amino acids. The transcript has 2 exons.